ACCACAAGUCUUCAAACGAUUGAAAAAUGAAUCCAUGAAUUCAUACGAAUACAUCAUUUUGUGUGAAAUAUUUAAAGAGAUCUUAGAAUGUGUUCAGUAUUUGCAUGAAAAUAAUUUCAUUCACAGAGACCUCAAACCCGACAAUAUAUUAAUCGCCGACAAUAUACUGAACGGACGAUUCAUAAAGUUAUGUGAUUUCGGUUUAGUUACAGAACACGAUAAUAGCGUUCAUUAUAUAACUACAUAUAAACCCACCGCAGACGUGGGGACCAUUGAGUAUAUCGCACCGGAAGUAGCAUCAAGUAAAAAAUAUGAUCAUAAAUCUGAUAUAUAUAGCUUGGCCCUGGUAGUUAGCGACAUAUUCGAGAUUGAUGUGUUUAAAGAUCGGGACAGAAGACAUGUUGGACCAUAAAUGGCAUAAUAGACCGGAAUGUGCGGAAGUGUUGGCUAAAUAUAACGAGUGGUCUAUCGAUACGGAGAUUCUGUUAAAUGAUUCAGAAUUUGAUGACAUAUUGGAUAGUAUUGACAGAAUUGAGACUCAGAUUAGGGAACGGGAUGUGAGGGACUCACCUAAAAGACCUAAAACUGAAAAGACCUAA
Oppiella nova is the source of this 599-nucleotide messenger RNA. The record is from the annotation of a GenBank genome assembly. NCBI's taxonomy places the organism in Eukaryota, Metazoa, Arthropoda, Arachnida, Sarcoptiformes, Oppiidae.